Molecule: messenger RNA, 1425 nt
Organism: Penicillium soppii
Lineage: Eukaryota; Fungi; Ascomycota; Eurotiomycetes; Eurotiales; Aspergillaceae
Exons: 1
Coding region: 1-1425 (474 amino acids)
Biological process (GO): regulation of cyclin-dependent protein serine/threonine kinase activity
Cellular component (GO): cyclin-dependent protein kinase holoenzyme complex; nucleus
Molecular function (GO): protein kinase binding; cyclin-dependent protein serine/threonine kinase regulator activity
Source: RefSeq, a predicted model, not a curated record
AUGCCGUCCUUCUUCGCCCCAGGCCACCAUGGCCUGCCUACACCUCCCCAUGUCAACGGUGGUCGUAUGGAAGACCCAUCUUUCUACCCGGUUGGUCACGCAGGAUUCCCUCCACGUUACCACCAAAGUGGCAAUGAGUUCAUCGAACAAUACUCGCAGUCUCUUUGCUACGCCAAGCCGACUUCGAUGAAUCUCCACCCCCAGGCCGUCCACCCGAUGAGCUCUGGUCGCGACAUACAUGCGAUGAACCAGCAUAUGUUUAACCCCAUGGCCGCCACUGCGUUGCCUUCGAUGCGCAGCAACGUUCAACUUCCACCCAUGGAUACAACGAUCCCACACCAGUACCGCCGCCAGGACCCUGCUCCGAUACAGCAGCCCGAACAACCCCGCAAGGAGGAAAAAGCUACUGGAGGUGUCGCAGCUCACCUGGAUUACGAGAUGGAUCGCAUGUCCGACUUUGUUGCUGAGAUGGCUCAGGGAAUGUAUGAUUUGUUCGAGACCAACAUCACCCUUGCAGAUAUUGACCUCGCGCGAAGCAUUCACCCAGGAUCUCCGGUUCCCCCACAGUUUCGGAAAUACGUCUUCCAGAUUUUGUCCUCGACUCGCCUUCCAAGUUCCACCAUUCUGCUCGGUCUCUUCUACCUGGCCAGUCGCAUGCGCGUGCUGUCGGCCCAACGGUCUGCCAAGGCAAGUGGUGGCCAGGUCCACCGCAUGUUGACUGUUUCUCUACUGUUAGGCAGCAAGUUCCUUGAUGACAACACCUUCCAGAACAAAUCCUGGGCUGAGGUUAGCAGUAUCCCCGUCGCUGAGUUGAACCACAUGGAACUGGAAUGGCUGUUCGCGUUCGACUGGAAGAUCCACGACCGUAUCUAUGACAAGCAGGAUGGUUUCGCUUCAUGGCGUGCGCACUGGGACACUUGGCGUGCCAAGGCUACUGUCAAGGCUCAGGAGUCUCGCCAGACUCUGGCGCCUCUUGAAACCAACGUGGUCCGCAGCCAGGCCGUUUCCAAGCCCCUGAUGUCCCCCGAAGAUGGCCCCAUCCCGCCGCAGUACCAGCGCAACUCACAAAUCGAGAACUCCUGGCUCAACCCGACCGCUUCCGAAUACUCGCCUCCAUCUACCCUCUCCAGCAGCCCCAACACCCCCGGCUACUAUUCAGUUGGUCCUUGGGGCUACGCCAACCAGCUUCCUCCCCCACCGUACUCGCGGGGUUGGAAUGCACCACCACAGUACAUGGCUCACCCAGCACCCCGAUCCCAACCUCCAUCCUACCACCACACCCCGGCGUACGGUCUGCCCUUCGCACAGAGUCUCUGGACCGGUCAUGGUUCGUCGUGUAGCUGCAACUACUGUGCAAAGCAUCUUGAGCACUACAUGUGCAACAAUGCAUUCCCCUCCAUGCAUCAGCCGAUGAUCGCAACCUAG